Messenger RNA from Cucurbita pepo subsp. pepo (vegetable marrow), 6733 nucleotides. RefSeq lists its product as uncharacterized. The record is from RefSeq and is a predicted model, not a curated record. Gene Ontology annotation, biological process: protein phosphorylation. Lineage: Eukaryota; Viridiplantae; Streptophyta; Magnoliopsida; Cucurbitales; Cucurbitaceae. Gene Ontology annotation, molecular function: ATP binding; protein kinase activity; protein binding.
GAAAGCCCAAAAAUACAAUAUCUGCUAGCGGUCCGUUUGGACUAUUACAGAUCGACAUUUGAUAAGCUCAUAGAUGAUAGCAAUGGGGAGGCAGUGGUCGUGGGGUUGGAAAAAAGAGAGAAGGGGAUGGUGGGAGAUGGGCAUGGUGCCUCUUAGAAUAUUUCCAAGGAGAUAGGUAUCGUGCCUCUUAGAAUAUUUCCAAGGAGAUAGGUAUAGUGCCUCUUAGAAUAUUUCCAAUUUAAUAGAAGGCUCAUCAAAGUGGGGUUUAAACCCAAAAUCAGAACCUAAAAGCUAUCAUUGCCACUCGAGUGCUAUGCUUUAGCAUGUCCUUGCAAAUAUAAACCGCUAGAUUAAGGUUCUGUCCAUCACAAACCCAGCAUAAUUUCGCAGCAGGAUAGGCCAGGAUUUCUUCAAUACCAACAAGAUGUUUCUCUAUGAUAUCUUGUUGUUGUCUCUAAUCUCAGCUUUUGCAAGCAUACUCACUAGGGGAGAUGAAUGGGAACCCUUGGCUCUGUUUGACUUGAAAGCCAGAGUACUCAACGACCCACUUAAAACCAUGAGUUCUUGGAAUGAUUCCACGCAUUUCUGUGACUGGACUGGUGUCACUUGCAAUUCCACCAUUGGAACAGUAGUGGGUUUGGACUUGGAAGCUCGAAACCUGACUGGCUCCAUACCCACUUCUCUGGCAAAUCUCACCCACCUCACUGAAAUCAAAUUAGGAAGCAACAACUUCCAUGGCUCAGUUCCCCAAGAGUUCGGUCGGCUACAGCAAUUGCGUCUUCUCAACUUGUCCAACAACAACUUCGGUGGUGAGAUUCCGACGAAUAUAAGCCAUUGCACUGAGCUCGUUGUUUUGAUACUCAAUGCCAACAGGUUUAUAGGUCAGAUUCCAAACCAGCUAUUAACGUUAACCAAGUUGAAGCAACUAGAGUGUAACUACAACAAUCUCAGCGGAGCUAUCCCAUCUUGGAUAGGGAAUUUUUCCUCCAUGUUUAAUUUGAAUCUGGGGCGGAACAAUUUUCAAGGAAGCAUUCCCAGUGAGCUAGGGAGAUUACCAAGAUUGAAAUUCUUUGAAGUUUAUGAGAACAACUUGACAGGUAAAGUGCCCCCUUCAAUCUACAAUAUAACUUCUCUGGUUGACCUGACACUCACUCAAAAUCGACUUCAAGGAUCUAUACCCCCAAGUAUUGGAUUUACACUUCCCAAUCUUCGGAUCUUCCUAGGUGGUAUGAAUAAUUUUAGUGGGUCUAUUCCUACGUCCUUUGCUAACAUCUCCAAUCUUGAAUUGUUAGAUAUAUCUGAAAAUAGUCUCACUGGAAUGAUACCUCAUGAGUUGGGGAGAUUAAAAGACUUGCGAGUACUCAAUUUUGAUACCAACAGGCUUGGAAGUGGGAAAGCUGGUGAUCUAAAUUUCAUCAGUUUCUUGGUUAAUUGUACUAAUCUAAUGGAUUUGGGUCUAAUUAAGAAUCGUCUUGGAGGAGCACUGCCACCAACCAUUGGAAACCUUUCGGACCGCUUGAUAAGGAUAACCUUGGGUGAAAAUAUGUUAAGUGGAAGCAUUCCUAGUGGGAUUGAAAACCUGAUAAGCUUGCAAAUUCUUGGAAUGGAAUAUAACCAUCUCAACGGUAGAAUCCCUCCCAGUAUUGGGAAGCUUCAGAAUUUGGGUUGGUUGUACUUGGAUGAGAACAACCUAACUGGGCCAAUUCCAUCCUCCAUUGGUAACUUAUCUUCAAUCUCUAGGCUUUACAUAGACCAUAACAGACUCGAGGGAAGUAUACCGCCGAGUUUAGGACGAUGCAAAAGCCUCCAAGCUCUUGAUCUAGCUCAUAACACCCUAACUGGCUCUAUACCCAAGGAAAUUCUUGGCAUCCCUUCCCUUUCAGUUUACUUAGGCUUGGACCAUAACUCACUCACUGGUCCAUUGCCAUCUGAAGUUGGUAACUUGGUUAGUUUGAGUGAACUAUAUGUAUCAGAGAACAAACUGUCUGGUAAUAUACCCAGCAAUGUGGGUAAUUGUAGGAGCAUGGAAAGCUUGUCUCUUGAAGAGAACCAGUUUACUGGAAUUAUUCCUCCAUCUUUCGAAGCUUUGAGAGGUCUGGAAGAACUAGAUCUAUCAGCCAACAACUUGUCUGGGUCAAUUCCCCAAUUUCUUGCCAACCUUCGCUCACUCAAUUACCUCAAUCUAUCCUAUAAUAACUUGGAAGGAAAAGUGCCCAAAGAAGGAGUCUUUUCCAAUUCAACCAUGAUUUUCGUCCUUGGGAAUAAGAAUCUAUGUGAUGGGCUACCGGAAUUGCAUUUACCUCCGUGCAUGCCUAACCAAACACAUUUGUCCAAUAAGCGGUUUCUAGCAUCAAGGGUGUUAAUCCCCAUAGCAUCCGUUGUCACACUCACUGUUAUUUUGGUGUGUACCAUUUUUGUGUGUUUUGUGCUGAAGAAGUCGAGGAAGAAUGGCUCAACUUCAUCUUCUUCAAAGGGGUUUCUACCACAAAUUUCUUACUUGGAACUCAGUAAAUCAACCAAUGGAUUCUCUAUUGAAAAUUUCAUUGGUUCGGGUAGUUUUGGCUCUGUGUAUAAAGGCGUUCUUUCAAAUGAUGGAUCUAUUGUUGCUGUUAAGGUUCUAAAUCUUCAACAACAAGGUGCUUCCAAGAGUUUUGUUGAUGAAUGCAAUGCUCUCUCGAACAUACGACAUCGAAAUCUGCUCAAGAUCAUAACAUCUUGCUCGAGUAUUGAUGUACAGGGCAAUGAAUUUAAAGCUCUAGUCUUCAAUUUCAUGUCCAACGGAAAUCUUGAUUGUUGGCUUCAUCCUGCAAAUCAAGGCCACAACCAAAGAAGGUUGAGUUUCAUUCAAAGAUUGAACGUUGCCAUUGAUAUUGCCUGUGGAUUAGAUUAUCUCCAUAAUCAUUGUGAAAUCCCUAUUGUUCAUUGUGAUCUAAAGCCGAGCAAUAUAUUACUCGACGACGAUAUGGUUGCUCAUGUAGGAGACUUUGGGUUAGCUAGAUUCAUGUUGGAAGGAUCAAAUGACCCAUUAUCCUUCAGCCAAACCAUGUCAAUGGCACUCAAGGGUUCUAUAGGCUACAUCCCUCCAGAGUACGGGACUGAUAGCAGAAUCUCCAUGGAAGGAGAUAUCUUCAGUUACGGAAUACUACUAUUGGAGAUGAUGAUCGGGAAAAGACCCACCGACGACAUGUUUGGGAAUGGAGUGGGUAUCCAUUUGUUGAGUAGAAUGGCAGUACCUCAAGAUGCCAUGGCCAUACUCGAUCCUUGUAUGCUACCUGAAGAAACACGUGAAGAAGAAGAGAAGGAAGAGAGAAUAGAAGAAAUGGUGAUAAUGAGUGAGGAAGAUGGUACAGAAAGGGUACCAAGAUGGAUGGAAGAAUGUGUAGUGUCGAUGCUGAGAAUCGGCAUAUCGUGCUCCUGCAUUGCACCUGCAGACAGAAUGUCAAUGAAUGUUGUCAUCAAUGAAUUGCAAGCAAUUAAAAGCUCCUAUCUCAAGUUUACUAAGCCUCGUCCAAGGUAUCAUAAACAUCAGUUUUCCCGAGCAGGUGGAACAACUCCCAAAGCCGACGAUUCGAUUUUGCUCGUCCUUGCGAAUCCGGCCGUUCUCAGCCGCAACAUGAGGCGCAAUCCGAUUCUGUGUAUACUUUUGUACCAUACAUUUCUGAUAUCCCUGAGCUCGACUUCUGCAAAUGAACCAGAUCGCUUGGCUCUGCUCGACUUCAAAAGCAGAGUACUCAAUGAUCCAUUUGACAUCAUGAGCUCCUGGAACGAUUCCACGCAUUUUUGUGAUUGGGAUGGUGUUACUUGCAAUUCUACCCUCCGGAGAGUUGUAGUUUUGGAGUUGGAAGCUCGAAAAAUUAGUGGCUCUAUACCGACCUCUUUUGGAAAUAUGACUCAUCUCACUGAAAUCAGGUUGGGAGACAACAAAUUCCACGGCCAUAUUCCCCACGAGUUCGGUCGACUUCUACAAUUGCGUCAUCUCAAUUUGUCUUUCAAUAACUUCAGCGGUGAGAUUCCGGCCAAUAUAAGUCAUUGCAGGGAGCUUGUUGUUUUGGAGUUUGGUAUCAAUGGGCUUGUAGGCCACAUUCCACACCAGUUGUUCAUGUUAACCAAGUUAGAACGGCUCGGGUUUGGUGUUAACAAUCUGAUUGGAACUAUCCCACCUUGGAUAGCAAAUUUUUCCUCCCUAUCUCGUAUGUCACUCACAUAUAACAAUUUUCAAGGAAAUAUUCCCGAAGAAUUUGGGCGCCUGACUAGAUUGGAUUUCUUCUCAGUUUCUGUGAACUAUUUGACAGGUACAGUCCCACCUUCAAUCUAUAAUAUAACUUCUUUGACUCAGUUAUAUCUGACUAAUAAUCGACUACAAGGAAAUAUACCACCAACUAUCGGAUUUACACUACCCAACCUUCGAGUCUUCGCCGGUGGUGGUAAUAAUUUCACAGGGCCUAUUCCGACGACGUUUGCUAACGUCUCUGGUCUUCAAGUACUGGAUCUUCCUAAGAACAGUUUCACUGGGAUGCUACCUGAUGAGUUGGGGAGGCUAGAAAGCUUGGAGAGACUCAAUUUUGAAGACAACAGACUUGGAAGUGGAGGGGCUGAUGACUUAAAUUUCAUCAGUUCCUUGGCUAAUUGUACUAGUCUAAAGGGUUUGGGUCUAUCUAGGAAUCGCUUUGGAGGAGCAUUGCCUUCAUCUAUUGGAAACCUUUCGAAGCAGCUCACAGUUCUAAACUUGGGUGGAAAUAUGUUGAGUGGAAGCAUUCCUUCAGGGAUCAUUAACUUGAUUAACUUGCAGAUUUUUGCAGUGGAAUAUAACUAUGGUCUGAAUGGUAGUGUUCCUUCCAAUAUUGGGAAUCUUCAGAACUUGGUGAUGCUUUUGUUGCAAGGUAACAAAUUAAGUGGGUCAAUUCCACCAUCCAUUGGUAACUUGUCUUCGAUCACUAAGCUUUGCAUGAACGAUAACAGGCUCGAGGGAAGUAUACCAACAAGCUUGGGACAAUGCAAAAGCCUCAUAGGUCUUGACUUAUCUGGUAACAGACUUAGCGGCGUUAUACCUAAAGAAGUUCUACGUCUCUCCUCCCUUUCAGUCUACUUGGCCUUGAAUAAUAACUCAUUUACAGGUCCAUUGCCACUUGAAUUGGGUGAAUUAGUUCGUUUAACAUUGUUGGAUGUAUCAAAGAACAGAUUAUCAGGCAACAUUUCAAGCAAUCUUGGUAAAUGUGUAAGCAUGCUUUACUUGGAUUUGAGUGGUAACCAAUUUGAGGGAACAAUUCCUCAAUCGUUAGAAGCUUUGCAAGGCCUAGAAGUACUAAAUCUUUCCAACAACAACCUAUCAGGAUCAAUUCCCCAAUUUCUUGGAAAUCUUCAGUCACUCAAGUAUGUCAAUCUGUCCUAUAAUAACUUUGAGGGAAAAGUGCCCAAAGAAGGAGUUUUUUCCAAUUCAACCAUGAUUUCUGUUCUUGGGAAUAAUAAUCUAUGUGAUGGAUUACAAGAAUUAUAUUUACCUUCGUGCCCCCCUAGCCGAACACAUUCAUCCACCAAGUUGUCAUCACCUAAAGUGUUAAUCCCUGUAGUAUCAACGGUCAUAUUUACUGUUGUUCUUCUAAGCAUCCUUCAUGUGUGUUAUAAGCUCAAGAAGGGAAGGACUAAUGCUUCAACUUCAUCUUCCUUCAUGGAUUUUCUACCACAAAUUUCUUACUUUGAACUCAGUAGAGCAACUGAUAGAUUCUCUGUAGAUAAUUGUAUUGGUUCAGGUAGUUUUGGUUCAGUGUAUAAAGGUAUUCUUUCAAAUGAUGGAUCAGUUGUUGCCAUUAAAGUUCUAAAUCUUCAACAGCAUGGUGCUUCCAAGAGUUUUCUUGAUGAAUGCAAAGCUCUCGCAAGUAUACGACAUCGAAAUCUGCUCAAGAUCAUAACUACUUGCUCAAGCACAGAUGAACAAGGAAAUGAAUUUAAAGCUCUAAUCUACAAUUUCAUGUCCAAUGGAAAUUUAGACGGUUGGCUUCACCCCACAAAUCAUGAACACAAUGAAAGAAGGUUGAGUUUCAUUCAAAGAUUGAACGUUGCAAUUGAUGUUGCCUGUGGAUUGGAUUAUCUCCAUAAUCAUUGUGAAACAUCCAUUGUUCAUUGUGAUCUAAAGCCUAGCAAUAUAUUGCUGGAUGAAGAUAUGGUAGCUCAUAUAGGGGACUUUGGGUUAGCAAAAUUCAUGUUGGAAGGAUCAAAUUACCAAUCCUCUUUCAGUCAAACCAUGUCACUUGCACUUAAGGGCUCUAUCGGAUAUAUCCCUCCAGAGUACGGCAUCGGUGGUAGAAUUUCAAUUGAAGGAGAUAUCUUCAGCUUUGGAAUACUGCUAUUAGAGAUGAUUAUUGGAAAAAGACCCACCGACGACAUGUUCGGCGAUGGUGGGAACAUUCAUGAACUCGCUACAGUGGCGUUGUGUCAAGAUAUGCUAGCCAUAGUUGACCCUUCGUUAUUUGAAGAAUCGUUCCAACAAGAAGAACAGAAUGAAGAUAUAAUGCAAGAAAUCGCAAUAAUGAGUGAGGAAGAUCGUAAGAGAUUCGUACCAAGAUGGAUGGAAGAAUGUGUAAUCUCAGCAACGAAAAUUGGCUUAUCUUGCUCCUCCCAUGUACCUGGUGAGAGAACGCCCAUAAAUGUUGUCAUUAACGAAUUGCAAUCAAUUAAGAACUCCUAUCUCAAGUUUAAGAAGCCAACCCAAAGGUUCCACAGAUAUUUGUUACCCUAA